AUGAGCCAUAACAAUAAUAACGACGGUAAUAUUGAAGGAGAUAUUUCCGAAUGUCCAGUAGAUGAAGAAACCAGAUUAAAAUGGUUAGAACAAAAUAUGAAAGUUAAUAAAUCGCUCAAUGAGGAUAAGCUUUCAAUGGAGAGAGAAAUUUCAGGUAUACCACGUACUGGACAAAAUGGUCAAAAAUGGAUAUAUCCAUCUGAGCAACAAUUUUAUGAUGCCAUGGCCCGUAAAGAUUUAAAUGCUGAUAAGAUGGAUAUGAAGACGGUAAUACCCAUUCAUAAUAAUAUUAAUGAAAGAGUUUGGAAUUAUAUUAAGCAAUGGGAAAACGUUUCGAGUAAUAAUAGUCAAGAUAGUGAUGAUGUCAAUGCGUUAUCGUUAACAUCGUUUAAAGGAGAUUCGCAUAAGAUUACACCAAGAGCCUGGAUAAGACAUUAUAUUUUUGGAAUGGAUCUUCCAUUUGACAGACACGAUUGGCAGAUUAAUCAUAAAAAUAGUAGUAAUAGUAGUAAUGUUAAAAUUGAUUAUGUUAUUGAUUUCUAUAUGAAUAAACAAGAAGGAGUUUAUUUAGAUGUACGACCAAAAUUAAAUAGUUUUGAAGGUUGUAAGAGGAGAAUAUUACAUCUUUUGGGGUUAUAA
This is a messenger RNA of Maudiozyma barnettii, 639 nucleotides long. RefSeq names its product cytochrome c1 heme lyase CYT2 (gene CYT2). Gene Ontology annotation, molecular function: holocytochrome-c synthase activity. The record is from RefSeq and is a predicted model, not a curated record. Gene Ontology annotation, biological process: cytochrome c-heme linkage. Gene Ontology annotation, cellular component: mitochondrion. NCBI's taxonomy places the organism in Eukaryota, Fungi, Ascomycota, Saccharomycetes, Saccharomycetales, Saccharomycetaceae. The transcript has a single exon. The coding region runs from base 1 to 639 and encodes 212 amino acids.